UGCAGCGCUUGCCCUCUUCCCCUCUGAGCCCAGAGAGAGAGGAACAGAGGAAGCAGGGAAGGCUGGCUGGCCCUGCUCCUCACUUCUUCUUCCGCCCUUCUCCGGAGCAGAAACUAACUCUGGAGAAUCAGAAGACACUCAGGUAACCAUUUGCUACUGUCUCUUCAGUGCUCUCUCAACCUUCAAGAUGAAAAAACAGAGCCUAAAUCAAAUUUCCUCUACUUCCAUCAUGAAAGAUGUGAACCCUGACCUUGCCGUAGAAAGACAAAAUCCUUCUUUUGAUGUAGAGAGGCUUACCAAUAUACUAGAUGGAGGUGCUGAGAAAACACAGAUCCGACGGACAGUUGACACCUGGAUUCAGAAUGACCCAGAACUUAGCAGGGAAAAUCAAUACUUUCAGAGCCAGAAUGAACGAUAUGAAGACGGUAUCAGGAAGUCAUUGUACCUUGCCAAAAAGAUGGAUGAAAUGGGAUGGGUUGAAGGUGGACCUCAUCGGGAUUACUGUGUUAGAACUUUUUCUUCUGAUUUGGCAUUUAACGUGCACCAAGUCUUUGUGAAGAGCAUUUUGGGUUUGGGCACAGAUGAACAGAUUGCCAAGUGGGUCCCCUUAGCACAAAAGUUUUACAUCGCAGGAACCUAUGCCCAAACAGAAAUGGGACAUGGAACGUAUCUUCGGGGAUUGGAGACGACUGCCACUUUUGAUGUUGCCACUCAGGAAUUUAUUCUCAACACCCCAACCCUCUCUGCUAUGAAGUGGUGGCCAGGAGACUUGGGAAGAACAGCAACUCACGCUGUGGUUUUUGCUCAGCUUUACCUCAAUGGAAAGUCCUACGGCAUGCAUCCAUUCCUAAUGCAGAUCCGCAGCCUCCGAGAUCAUACUCCUUUACCAGGAGUAACGGUCGGGGAUAUUGGUCCCAAAAUGAACUUUGAGAAUGUUGACAAUGGCUUCCUUGUGCUGAAAAAUGUUCGGGUCCCAAGAGAAAACAUGUUGGCCAGAUUCUCCCAGGUCCUGCCAGAUGGUCAGUAUAAAAAACAAGGGACUGACAAGAUUAACUACUUGACUAUGAUAGUGGUUCGUGUAUUCAUCCUUCGGAAGGAAGUUAUUACAACUCUGAUGAAGGCAUGCACCAUUGCAAUCCGAUAUUCUGCAGUACGCCGUCAGUCAGAGUUAAAGCCUGGAGACCCGGAGGCAAAGAUUCUUGACUAUCAAACUCAGCAACAGAAGCUCCUGCCUCAGCUGGCAACUGCCUAUGCCUUUCACUUUCUUAGCAAUUACCUACAGGAGGUUUUUGAUAAAGCCUACACAGAAACUAAAGAAGGAAAGUUUGACCAGCUUCCAGAGCUUCAUGCUCUUGCUUCGGGCAUUAAAGUGAUAGCUACAGAGUACAGCUCAUCUGGUGUGGAGGUGUGUCGAAAGGCUUGCGGAGGACAUGGAUACUCUCUUCUUAGCGGACUUCCUUCCCUGUACACUAGACUGGUUGCCUCGUGCACCUACGAGGGUGAAAACACUGUACUCCUCUUGCAGACAGCCAGGUUCCUGAUAAAAUGCCUUGGGAUGGCACAAAAAGGCCAGCCUAUCCCUUCAUCAGUUGCCUACCUAUCCUCCAAAAACUUUGGAAAAUGCCAAGCCUGGAAAAAAGGAGAUUUUCUAAACCCUGAUGUUUACAUUGACGCUUACCGACAAAGAGCCUUCAGGAUGGUACAGAGUGCCGCAAGCAAGCUCCAGAGUCUGGUUCAAUCAGGAAUUGCACUACAUGAAGCAUGGAACAGCUGCUCUGUCCAGUUGGCAUGGGCUGCUAUGGCCCACAUUCACUACAUUGUGGUGGAACAGUUUGUCAAAGCCCUGCAGAGCUAUGAAGGAGAAGCUGACAUCCACAGGAUCCUGAAACAUCUCUGUGACCUCUUUGCACUGCAUGGGAUGUAUCUGAAUAUGGGAGAUUUUAUGCAGGAUGGAUACCUCUCCACAGAGCAAGUUGCCAUGGUGACUGAAUCAUACUUGGAUCUCCUGCCUGUCAUUCGGAGAGAUGCUGUUCCAUUAGUGGAUGUGUUUGACUUCUCUGAUGUAAGCUUAAAUUCGGCCCUCGGAAGCUAUGACGGCCGUGUCUAUGAGCACCUUUAUGAGUGGGCCAAGAAGUCCCCAACCAAUAAUCAGGACAAGAGGGUCUUUGAAACCUAUUUGAAGCCACUUUUCAAGAAUGCCCUGUCAAAGUUAUGAAAGAGGAGAAUGCAACAAGGACACCUCCUUUUCCUGAUGCCCAACUCCAACUCAUAAAAUGCAAUAACAGGGUGUUUUGUUUGACCAGCCAUACUUGCCAGAACAUGAGGUGUUCUGGCAAGCAGGAUCCAGCUAACUUCUGGGCUGGAACCAUUGAAUUUAAAGGUUUUUUCUACAAUGCACAGCAAUAGCUGCCUACAGUCUGUGGGCAGCCCAGUCUCAAUUGUAGGAUCUCACAUCAAACAUCCAGGCAUCCCCUGGUCAACAUUCUUGCAGACAGCCAGUUCUCUCACACCAGAAGCGACUUGCAGGUUCUCAAGUCACUCCUGACACACCCAAAAAAUCAGUCUUAGGUCUAAGGCACCAGGAAUGUCUCUGUGGGAGAAGUGGAGGGCUGUAGCCCACCUUCCCAUC
Messenger RNA from Anolis sagrei ordinatus, 2629 nucleotides. It is a transcript of the gene ACOX2, whose product is annotated as acyl-CoA oxidase 2. The record is from RefSeq and is a predicted model, not a curated record. Lineage: Eukaryota; Metazoa; Chordata; Lepidosauria; Squamata; Anolidae. Gene Ontology annotation, molecular function: FAD binding; fatty acid binding; 3alpha,7alpha,12alpha-trihydroxy-5beta-cholestanoyl-CoA 24-hydroxylase activity. Gene Ontology annotation, biological process: fatty acid beta-oxidation using acyl-CoA oxidase; very long-chain fatty acid metabolic process; lipid homeostasis. Gene Ontology annotation, cellular component: peroxisome.